This is a messenger RNA of Clarias gariepinus (North African catfish), 3463 nucleotides long. RefSeq names its product activating transcription factor 7 interacting protein (gene atf7ip). The record is from RefSeq and is a predicted model, not a curated record. Gene Ontology annotation, biological process: regulation of DNA-templated transcription. NCBI's taxonomy places the organism in Eukaryota, Metazoa, Chordata, Actinopteri, Siluriformes, Clariidae. The transcript is spliced from 16 exons. Gene Ontology annotation, cellular component: nucleus; transcription regulator complex. The coding region runs from base 402 to 3107 and encodes 901 amino acids. Gene Ontology annotation, molecular function: protein binding; transcription coregulator activity.
CCGCGGACACACACACACAACACACACUCAUACUGCCUACAGUCGGAUCACUUGUAUGUUUGUGUGACUGUAAUUCCGUCACCCUUACGCGUUGACGAGUCACGCUGUAAGCCUGACACUUUCAAAUUAGGAACUGAAGCAGUGCAUGUAAACAACAACAAAGCAAAAAAGACUCGCGCUUUUAUUCAAUACAUUUUGGACGUACCGGCAAAAGUGCACGCGCAUCGCUGGUCUAAAAACCUUGGGAGGUAUCUCUCAUCAUACACCGUGAUCUUAAUCAGCACUAAAAUUCGCAAACCAAAUCAACUGGUGGUUUCUGUAAAAUCAUCUGGGCAAAUCCCUCCAUGAACAGGGAGGUACAGAGGAACACAGCGAUCAGUUUAACCAGGUGAAAAAAAAAAAUGGAAGUCGCCGUUCCAGAAGAGCCUCAGAAGAAGAUUUUCCGCGCUCGAAAAACCAUGAAAAUGAGCGAUCGUCAGCAGCUGGAGGUGCUGCACAACACCUUGGUGACUGCCAACUCCAACUCUUCUUCCUCGCGGCCCCAGACACCGCUGGUAAACGGAACGCACGGGGAGGAUGGACAAAAAGGCAAAGAGAAGGACAAGGAGACUGGGACUAAGUCUCCUGUCUCGCCCUCAUCACAUUCUUCACCUGUACCAUCGCGCUCGGUCUCACACUCGCGAUCACCCUCUCCAUCUGACAGCGAAAAUCGAGAGCCUUCACCUUCUCUGAAGAAAGGCCUGGAGAAAGGUAAAGGUGAAGAGAAGAAAGGAGAGCAAGACAGGAAGGAUGAUGAGAAGCCAGAGGAAGUCAAAGCUGACAAGAUAGAAACCACCAAAACGGCACACACCGGUUCUCCAUCAGACAAGAAGCCUGAGCUGAAAAAGACUUCCACAGACCAAGGCUUGAACGGCGAGCUGCCCAUGGAAACAGACAGCACUUCCCUUGACAACGGUUCGGCGGAAGAGAAAAGCAGUAAGAGCAUCUCCUCCUCGUCUCCUUACGGCUCUCCAGCCGCCAGCUUGGAGUGCGACCCAGAAGUGAAAGAGGGCUUUCUCUGCCUCAGUGAGGAAGAUGAGGGUCAGGGAGAGCAAGAUGAGGCGAAAGACAGAAACGAGGAGAAGAUGGAUGUGGAUCCUGAGAAAGAGGACAAGAAAGAGGGAGAGAAAGGGUGUAAUGUGGCAGAUGGCACAGGCCCUAGCUCGCCUUCUGGUAAAAAGAGAUGUUUGUCACCAGUCGAGGGGAAGGAUGGAUGGAAAGAUGGAGAGAUCAAGGAGGAGAGAGAUGGGAAGAGAGCACGGGUAGAGGGAAUGCAGUUGGAAGCUCAGUUAGAGCUGAAGAUCACGGCCAACGCAGGGAGCCGUCUGAAACUGGAAAAGUUGGUGCAGCAGUUGGUGGAGGAGCGCUUGCAUGUGCUGCAGCUGACUGUGUUCGACCAUAGUCUGCAAGAGCUCAAGGACAGAAUGGAGAAGAUUGAUGCUGCCACCAAGCAGCAGAAAACUGUCCAACACACUCUACAGAGUAAGAUUGCACGGUUAGCCAAGAAGUUUGGAGCUGCUAACCAGGCGUCUGAGAAUUCCAGAAAAGCUCAAGAGGCUGCUGCCGCUGCUGCUAAGCCUACUCCCGCACCGAUGACAACCCCAACAACUCAACGCACUGUAAGGGCCAUGCUGGACCCAAAGACACAAAAUGCUUCUGUAGUAUCAUCCAGUUCUACCGCUACCCCGACUCAGCCCAAACCUCACUCCACUCCAAGUACGCCAACCUCUUCGGCAUUAGCCGCCUCUGCGCCUAUCCUCCAGCUCAUAACCACAACGACAAACUCUACACCCUCCUCCUCCAGCUCCUCUUUAAGUGGCCAGGCGCAGACAGGAACUCUACUGCUGCAGUCCCGCCCUAACACGGGUGCCAUAACAAGCACGGCCACAUCAGCAGGCCAACCGAUGUCCAUCCAGCCUUUGCUGAUCCAACUGCCAUUGGCUGUAGCUAACGGCCAGGGUGGGGCCAUAGCCGGAGGAGUAAACCUAAUUCCUGUGUCCUCCUUAGCCACAGUUAAUAGCCUUAGCAAGGCCAAGACCACAACAGCCACGACUUUUAUCUUGCAGAAGACUGCAGGAAAUGUUGUGACCUCAUCUUCGUCUGCUCCCUCUUCUUUGGCCUCAUCCGCGUCUUCAGCAGUGGCACAGAUGCCACCAAGUAGGCCAGUGUACCAGGGUGGCACGGGCACAACAAGCUCACCUAGUGCUGGCAUCUCCGUGACGACAGCCCGUGCCCCAACACAGUGCGCCACUGUAGUUGGAAUGGCCACUGCCUCAUCAUCACCUGCAACCACAGGCCCUGCUGCAACAGGCUCGGCUGCUGCCGCGGCUGGUCCGCCAUCGGCUUCUGAAAUGACAUCCAAAACAGAUAACCAAGCUACUCACUCUGUUCCAGCCAAAUCACCUGCUCAGCCUGCUCGUCCAAAGGGCUCAGUCAUUGACCUAACUGAGGAUGAUGAUGAUGUGCAAGUUACUGGUGUGCAGAAGGCUACUGCUUCUGCUGUCCCCAACAAUGCCCAGCGACCCCAAGGACCUCCCCCAUCACUAGUAAGCUCCACCUCUGCUGCAGGGCGUUCUGCAGUGCAGCAUCGACCCUCGGUGGACUCCCCCUCUAAAUCACGCACAAGCUCUUCAUCAUCGAGUUCUCUUCCACCGUUGCCAUUAGCCCCUGCCCCACCUGCUCGUCUGCCCCCAGAGGCAGCACACACCUCUCCUCCUCAGCAGCCUCAAUUGAAGCUGGCACGUGUGCAGAGUCAGAACGGCAUUGUACUGUCGUGGUGCGUGUCUGAGACUGAGCGAAACUGUGCACCCGUGGAUAGCUACCACCUCUAUGCCUACCACCAGGAUCAGCAGAGUGCAUCGGCCAGUUCAUCCACACAGCCGCCCACACACUCACUGUGGAAAAAGAUUGGUGAAGUGAAGGCACUGCCACUGCCCAUGGCCUGCACCCUCACCCAGUUUGUUUCCGGUUCUACAUAUUACUUUGCCGUCAGGGCCAAAGAUAUGUUUGGCCGCUUUGGACCUUUUUGCGAGCCCCAGUGUACCGAUGUCAUCAACCCAACAUCCUAAGUUGAUGUGAUAAAAUGUGUUAGUUAGCAAUGGAAAAAUGUGGAGUAGUUGGCAAAAAUAACUAAACUGUGGGAGAGACUGAACUGCUAAUAAUGCAUCAGACUGCUUGUUUAGUUAGCAAAGGUCCCCAAAUUGGAUAGGAUGUUUAAAAUAGGCAUACAAACCCUACAAAAACACAGACUUGCACACUAGUCAGUAAUUUGACACUAUUUUAAGAAAAAUGGGGCACCGGCCUGAAUUGUGCCGCUAAUGGUAUUUCCAUGUGUAGAAUGACUGUACAGUUAAGUGUUGAACCAAUAGGUCAGAUAUUUAUACGUUGUGUUGGAUCUGUUCCAAACUUCUUUUUUUUUUUUUUU